This is a messenger RNA of Salvia splendens (bonfire salvia), 2466 nucleotides long. RefSeq names its product probable receptor-like protein kinase At2g42960. The record is from RefSeq and is a predicted model, not a curated record. The transcript has 8 exons. Gene Ontology annotation, biological process: protein phosphorylation. Lineage: Eukaryota; Viridiplantae; Streptophyta; Magnoliopsida; Lamiales; Lamiaceae. Gene Ontology annotation, molecular function: ATP binding; protein kinase activity. Bases 569 to 1996 code for a protein of 475 amino acids.
GAUACCUUCUAUCUCUCCUCAUGCUUCCACUUCACUAUUAUGUCAAGAAGAUUGUUGAUCAGACAUUUUCCCAUCACCUACCACUGAUAACUCUCUCUCACUCGCUCUCUCUCUUGAAUGUAGAACCAUUUAUUUAUACAUCCGGAUUCAUAUUAACAUUCCUUAGCUGAAUCCACCAUAAUUGUCUAUUCGUUGCUUGCAAAUUAAUUAUGGGCACCAUUUAGCAUUCUAUGUACCUACCUCAACUCUUGUAAAUGUUGUCUCUUUUCAUCUGGGCUGCUGCCUUCUGAGAUCAGAGGUGUUCAAAACCACUCACAUUUUGUGAUGCAGUGUAGAAUUGGAAUGAGAUUCUUCAAUAUUUCCAAUUUCGAGUUGUUUUUUAGUAAAGAUUUAAUUUUUGGCUGUUCUUGAAACGUGGGAUUUCUAAGAGCUGCUGGUUCAAGAUCUUUUGGGAGGGGAUCUGCUAUUAUCUGAAUUCGGAUGAAGUUAUCAAGAACUGCCCUUUGAGAAUAAGUUUUGUGUUCUUCUAUUACUAGAUAGGUUGUUUCUUGAUCCUCAUUCCUCAGUGAUGGCUUCUGAUCUCAAUGCUGAACUCUUGAAAAGUGCCGGCGUUUUUCAUCUCAAGAUCUGGGAAGUUAUUGGAAUAAUAGUUGGGCUAUUUAUUGUGAUCAUUCUCUUUCUGUUGACAUUUUAUCUAAGUUCGCAAAAGAAACUGAGAAGGGAUCAAGAAAAGUAUCCAACUAGCCAAAUACCUAUUGUUUCAAAGGAAAUAAAAGAGAUCCGGAUGGAGCAAGUCUCGACUGAGGGAUUUGCUCCACAAGACGGGGUUCAUCUCAAUGUUCAUGACAGGUCAAGUGAUAGAGAAUCAGACAAUGUGUUGGUCCAUCCGGGGAUACCUAAAUUUAAAAAUGGAGAUAACAGCAGCCUGUUGGGCUCGUUCCACCACAUCGACAGAGAUUAUUGUGGAUCACAAUCAGGAGAUGAAUGGAGUUCAGGAGCAUUUGGUGGAUAUAGACCUUCUUCAUCAAAUCCAAUUACUGGUCCCUCUCCUUUAAGUGGUCUGCCAGAAUUUUCUCAUCUUGGUUGGGGUCACUGGUUUACUUUACGAGACCUUGAGCUGGCGACAAACAGGUUCUCGAAGGAGAAUGUAAUUGGAGAGGGCGGAUAUGGAAUUGUUUACCAAGGACAGCUUAUCAACGGAACUCCUGUGGCUGUUAAGAAGCUCUUUAACAACCUAGGUCAAGCUGAAAAAGAGUUUACAGUGGAAGUAGAGGCUAUUGGCCAUGUGCGGCACAAGAAUUUGGUCCGACUUCUAGGAUACUGUAUUGAAGGAACACAUAGACUGCUGGUGUAUGAGUAUGUCAACAAUGGCAAUUUAGAACAAUGGCUUCAUGGUGCAAUGCGUCAUCAUGGAUAUCUUACUUGGGAGGCUAGAACGAAGGUUCUUCUUGGCACAGCAAAAGCACUUGCCUAUCUGCACGAGGCAAUUGAGCCGAAGGUUGUUCAUAGAGAUAUAAAGUCGAGCAAUAUACUGAUUGACGAAGAGUUCAAUGCUAAGGUCUCUGAUUUUGGUUUGGCUAAGCUGCUUGGUGCAGGGAAAAGUCACAUAACGACUCGAGUCAUGGGCACCUUUGGAUAUGUGGCUCCCGAAUAUGCAAAUACUGGCCUUUUAAAUGAAAAGAGUGAUGUUUAUAGCUUUGGGGUAUUGCUUUUAGAAGCAAUCACAGGACGGGAUCCAGUAGACUAUGGCCGUCCAGCUGCAGAGGUUAAUCUGGUUGACUGGCUGAAAAUUAUGGUUGGAAGUAGGCGCUCGGAGGAAGUGGUGGAUCCGAAUAUUGACACAAGGCCAUCAACUAGAGCCCUCAAAAGGACUCUUUUAACUGCUUUGAGAUGUGUUGACCCAGAUUCAGACAAGAGACCCAGGAUGAGCCGAGUUGUCCGGAUGCUUGAAUCGGAAGAAUAUCCCAUACCAAGAGGGGUCGGAUCGAAGGCAUAGAAGGACCAGAGCAAGUAGCAUUGAGAUUGAUUUCCAGAGGGAGAACUACGACACUGAUAAAAGCGACAAUCGGGAUCUAAGGUGAAACAGAAGAACCGAUAUCAUUUGAAUUAACGACCAUGGAUCUUAGCAGCCAAAAACACGAUUCUGACUAAAAGUUUCAGUCUGCUGAUAUGUUGGUAUUUCAUGAAGAAGGUGCUGAAGCACAGGAGUAUGGUAGGCAUAGUUUAGGUAGACAUGGACUUUUUUUCAUAUUAAAUUUCCCCUUCUUAUUUUAGGUGUUUUCUUCUUGUAUUUUUCAUUCUUGCUGUUGUAGUAAUAUAAUAUAGGUAGCUCUUGUUUUGCGAUGGAAGUGAUGGUGAUUGACAAUUCGGAGAAAAUUAAGGGGCUUGUACAAAGUUGUUUGACGAACUGAUUUCUUCUUAUAUUGUGUAAUUUGAGAAAUAAAGAAAACACUUUGUUUGAGAUAA